This is a messenger RNA of Patella vulgata (common limpet), 3106 nucleotides long. Its product is annotated as CWF19-like protein 2. Gene Ontology annotation, biological process: mRNA splicing, via spliceosome. Bases 70 to 2913 code for a protein of 947 amino acids. The record is from RefSeq and is a predicted model, not a curated record. Lineage: Eukaryota; Metazoa; Mollusca; Gastropoda; Patellidae. Gene Ontology annotation, cellular component: post-mRNA release spliceosomal complex. The transcript is spliced from 18 exons.
UUAGUCUUUCGGUUUAUGAAAACUUGGCGAUAAAAGUAAAAAAAAAUAACGUGUGAUAUUUGGAGAAAUAUGACGAGCGGAAUCAGUUUUGUGAGUUCUAAUCUUCUAGAGGAACGACGCGACGAAUUGCGGGAAGCAAGAGAGGUGAUUCUUGAUAAGGCUAAGAGGAAAUAUGAAAAAGAAGAGAGAAGGAAAGAACAAGCUAAACUUAGAGGAGAAGAUAAAUGGAUGCUGCCGUCAGUUGAUUCAAGAAUCACAAAGGAAUCUACAACAAUGGAAGUGAAGAAAAAGAAAGCUAAAAAGGAGAAGAAGAAAAAAAAGAAGAAAAAGAAAACUAAAGGAUCGUCUUCAGAUGAUUCUGUAGAAGAAGAAGAAUGGGUGGAAUGUAAAGUACCAACAUCAGUUACACCUACAGAUACCAAACAGCCAGUUAUUAAAGGACCAACUAUGUUAAAGAGAGAUAGUUGGAUGGAAGCACCAUUAGAUUUUUUACCAUUAACAUCGAGACAAGACAUACGAGAUAAACAAACUGCUGAGAAAGAAAAGGAAGAGAAAAAAGAAAGCGUUAUAGAACAAAUGGGCCAACAUGCUCGAGAAUUAAAUCCUUACUGGAAAGAUGGAGGUGCUGGGUUACCCAGUGAAAAACAGGAGAAAGAAAAAUCAGUGCCAAAAAUAGGUGAUGGUGGAGCCGAGUGGUUGAAGAAGUCUUAUGCACGUUGUAAAGAACAAGCUCGAGAAGAGGGUAGAAGUUUUGAGGAAUUAGUUUCUGAAAAAUGGGGAUCAUUGAAGAAAAUUGAACGAAUGAUAGCGGAUGCUGAAAAAUCAUCCCAAAAAUCAUCUUCUGAAAGAGAUAGAAAAGUCUUUCAUAGACCCUCCUCCUCCGGUGAAGACAAAUAUGGUUGCAAUUCAGAUAGAGGCAGAGAUACAGACAGACGUAGAUUUCAAAGGCCAUCAUCCCCAGAUAGUGAUAGGCUUAGGGAUACUGCAAAAAGUAGUGCUAGAGAAAGUGACCGGUUUAGAGACAGGGACAAAAAUAGUUCACAGGGUAAUAGUAGAGAUAAUGAUCGGGAUAGACGCCGGUUUCAACGUCCAUCAUCACCAAGUGAAAAUAGAGGCAGAAGUAAUGAAAGACAUAGAAGUAGUGAUAAGGACCCUAGUGAUGACAAUAGACGUCGAUUUCAGCGUCCGUCAUCACCAAGUGAAAAUAGAGGCAGAAGUAAUGAAAGACAUAGAAGUAGUGAUAAAGACCAUAGUGAUGACAAUAGACGUCGAUUUCAGCGUCCGUCAUCACCAAGUGAAAAUAGUGAUAGAAAAUUGGAUCGGUUUCAGAGACCGUCAUCGCCAUCUGAUUAUAGACAAUCUUCCCCUGGCAGACAUUCGUCACAAAGAUCACGAUCUCCGCGUAGAUCGGAUAAGGAUAGGUAUUCAGAUCGAGACCUAAGUCAUAGGGAUGACUAUCGAUCAAGUCGUUCUGAAAGAGAAGUACCAAGAUGGAAAAAGAAAUCUGAAGAAACUAAAAAGACAUCACCUGAUAAAGAUGAGAGGAAAAGAAGAUCUGAAUCACCAAGUAGAAAAUCUUCUAGUUCAAAUCAAAGUAGAAAAAGACAUAAAACCAGUUCUUCAAGUUCAUCAAGUGAUAGUAGCUCUAGUAGUAGUGAAUCGGAGAGUGAAGCUGAAGAAGCACCUCCUCCAGUAAUAGCACCAGUUAUCUUGACAGAAGCAGAAAUGAAUGGUCUUGCAGCUAAAAUAUUAAAAGCAGAAAUAAUGGGUGAUGAGACAUUAGCUAACGAACUGAAAACUAAACUUGAGAAUGCAAGGGAGGCCAAGAAAAAUGCCCCUCCUGCACCAACUUCCAGUCAACCAGAAGAGGAAGGAGAAGUCUUGUUGACAAGGACUACCAAGACUGGAUUUGUCAUGCCUUUAUCAGAAGCUAAACAUGCAAGAGAACCAAAGCAAGGAAGAAAACGACAGAAAAAAAUAUCAACACAUGAAGAUGGUAAUAGAACAAGAUAUUUUGAUGAUGAUGAUAAACUAGAUCUUAAAACAAUGGUUGAACGAGAGAAAAUGGGAACAGCAGAAGAUCAAAAUUCUAUGUUUGCUAGAUUGGCUGGAAGGAGUGUCGAGAAGACAGAUGAUGAUUAUCAAGUAGAUGAUAUGUUCAUUAGUAAAGCGGCCCGCCAACAGUCAGAGGCCAAAUUAGAAGAAAAAGAUAAAAUGAAAUCUAUUAUGGAACAUCAAAAGAUGACGGCUGCCAUUGCAAGAUGUCAGUUCUGUUUUGAUAAAGUUCCCAAACAUAUGAUUAUAGCCAUUGGAAAAAAGUCAUAUCUGUGUCUACCUCAACAUAAACCAUUAUCAGUCGGACAUUGUCAAAUAGUUCCCAUGAUGCAUUGUCCUGCUGCGACAGCUAUAGAUGAAGAUGUAUGGCAGGAGAUGCAGACAUUCCGUAAAACAUUAACAAAUUUAUUCAGUGAGCGUGGUGAAGACUGUAUAUUUAUGGAGACGAGUAUGUUUUUAAAACGACAACCACAUACUUUUGUAGAUUGUAUACCAUUAGAGAGAGAAGUAGGCGAUCUAGCACCCAUAUACUUCAAGAAAGCAAUUCAAGAUAGUGAGUCAGAAUGGUCUCAGAAUGUAAAGGUGGUUGAUCUGAGUAAAAAAGAUAUCAGACAUUCGGUUCCAAAGGGUUUUCCAUAUUUUUGUGUGGAUUUUGGUCAUCAAGGUGGCUUUGCCCACGUCAUAGAAGAUGAACAGAGAUUUCCGACAUAUUUUGGACGGGAAGUUGUAGGUGGAAUGAUUGAUGCUAAUCACAAAUUGUGGAAAAAUCCUCCCAAAGAAAAUUUCGAUGAACAAAGAAUCAGAGUUUUAGAAUUCUCAGAAUGGUGGCAACCACAUGAUUGGACUCAAAAUAUUUGAUAGUUUUGAGCAAAAAUAAGCUAUUCUUGUGGCAGCAAUUAACAGACAUUAUUUGAUAUUUAAACCUACAUAGUUAUAAAAUGUUAAAAAUCAUGUAAAUAAAAUAAACACACAAUGUACUCUCCAGGUUUACAACUUUAUUUACUUUUUUUAAGAGUUUCAAAAUGUUAUAGGACAUAUAAAAUAAACAAAC